Molecule: messenger RNA, 2341 nt
Organism: Diachasma alloeum
Lineage: Eukaryota; Metazoa; Arthropoda; Insecta; Hymenoptera; Braconidae
Gene: NELF-B
Product: negative elongation factor B
Exons: 3
Coding region: 268-2181 (637 amino acids)
Biological process (GO): negative regulation of transcription elongation by RNA polymerase II
Cellular component (GO): NELF complex; nucleus
Source: RefSeq, a predicted model, not a curated record
UCGCGUAUUUUGGUAUCAACAAGUUUCCCUCAAUAGCAAUUUCACUUAAACAAUUCACAAGAAUGAAUAGUUUUCAUAUUUUGUGAACAUCUGAGAGGCAAAACAACAACCUCAACACUCACUGGAACUCAUACGAUACUGAAAAGUAGUGGAAAUAUUGAUCUGAAAGUAGAAAUGUGCAAAAUUUUGGAGGUUAACCUCUGAUUAAUUUUAGCGAAAGGCUUUAAAUACAGAUACUGAUUGAUAAGUGAACUUCAUUCGAAGAAAAUGAGUGUGACAAGGAAUAACGGUGGAACGACAGGUGAUGGCCUUGAGGACCUUGGGAUCCCUGGACCAGUUUUCCUCAGAGAUGCUUUAACCAGCUGCACAGAUCCUCUCAAAGCAAUUGAAGAGUUUCAACUUGAAAACGGAGUGUUAUUACCUUCCCUACGCCCAAUGCUGCCUUUGUUGGACCUCCACGGGGUUCGUAGACUAGAUUUUCAUGCGUCAGUCCUGGAGGAACUUCGUGAGAAGUUGGUAAAGAGGAUUAAUGAAAUUGGAGCCGAAAGAACAACUGAGAAGGGCAGUGGAGAUAAGAGACUGAAGGAUAUGCUGUCGAAGAGCUUUGCUGCUGUACGAGUUCCCGCACUUCGUCCUGUCGUCAUGUGCAUUCUCAGGAAUACUCCUCACAUCGAUGAUAAGUACCUUAGGGUGCUUGUGAGAGAGAAGGAACUCUACAAUAGUGCAGAUACUGAAGUUAAACGACAAAUUUGGAAGGACAAUCAGAGUUUGUUUGGGGAUGAAGUUUCUCCUUUGUUUAGUAAAUAUAUUAUUGAGAAGGAGCAGGUUCUCUUCGAUCAUUUGAACUUGAACAGUUUGUUCUUCUCGCCUUCACCUAAGGUGAGGAGGCAGGGGGAAGUUGUGCAAAAAUUGGCGCAUAUGAUUGGACACAGUGUUAAGUUAUACGAUAUGGUGCUGCAGUUUUUGAGAACUCUAUUUCUGAGGACGAAGAAUAUUCAUUAUUGUACGUUGAGAGCUGAAUUACUUAUGGCUUUACAUGACCUGGAAGUCCAGGACAUUAUUUCUGUUGAUCCUUGUCACAAAUUCACGUGGUGUCUUGAUGCUUGUAUACGAGAGAAGAAUGUGGAUAUCAAGAGAUCUAGGGAACUGCAGGGAUUUCUCGAUAGCAUAAAGAGAGGACAGGAGCAAGUGCUGGGUGACCUCAGUAUGACCCUGUGCGAUCCGUACGCUGUGAACUUCCUAGCUAGCAGUGCAAUAAAAAUAGCGUUGCACUUAAUAAACGGUGAAUCAUUACCAAGAGAAAACGCUGUAUUAGUUCUACUCCUCCGAAUGUUGGCACUGGGACUAUCAGCAUGGCAAAUGAUUGAUUCACAGGACUUCAAAGAGCCCAAACUCGAUAGCCAAGUUGUGACUAAAUUCCUUCCAGCACUGAUGUCAUUGAUGGUGGAUGAUCAAAUAAGACAACUAAACUGCAAACUGCCCCCAGACGAGCGAGAAAGUGCAAUUGCAAUCAUCGAACACUCAGGUCCUCCGCCAGACGCCUGCCAAGCUUACUCCCAGCUGUCAGGAGUAGCUGCAGUUCUCUCAAUGUACUACACGUUGCAUGUCGGUGGAGGAACAGUAGCCGGAGGUGCCAGUGCAGCCGGAGUAUCAGCAGUCAGUGGAAGCAGUUUAGGUUUGGGAAAGUCGCGUGGUGAUGCUCGUGGUCUCAUGAGAGUCUUGGCAACUCUACCCAACUGCCAAGCUCAACGUGCCUUUGAAGACCCUUUUUUGCACACUCUAGUGUCCCUCCUAAUCCUCAAUAUGGCUGAUGAAUUCUCCAACGAGUCCUUCUGCACGGUGAUCUUCGACGAAUUCUUCCUCGCUGGACUUGGCAGGGACAACGUCACCCGACAUUUAUUGAAACUACUGUGGUACAUUUAUCCUAAGCUACCUCCAGCACGUCUGCACUCAUUGAUGAAAGCACUACAACCGACGAGUCAGCAUAAUGAGGCAGUUCACAGUCUGUAUGAAGCACUUCGAGAAAAAAUUGGGAGUAGAACGUCUGAGAACCUUUCACAAUCAUCACAGGGCAGCAGGAUCAGUUUAGAUGGACCAACUUCGUCAUUGACAGGUGGUGUUUCUUCAGUUCCCAGUGUCUCCACAUCACCCAGUCUUGCAAGUCCCAUGAGACCACUCUAAGUUCAUUGCGAAAUCACGUAUUCAAAUGAUUCAAACUAACAGGAGGUUAUGAACAUUGUGAUUGUAUAGUUUGAAUGUACUCAUUUGGUAUGGAAACCGUUGCAAGUUUAAGGGGAGACUAUUAUGAUUGCACACAUGCAUUGGAGAUCGAUUACAUAUG